AUAUAUUUGUGGGGUGAUGGAGGUGAGCGAUAGAGCAGUGCGGGCGCAAUGGAACUGGACUGGGAGAUGGACCACCUUCUCAACACCGUCUUGUCUUUGGAGGAGGAUUACAGGCUGGCGGUCAGGACCACCGAGAGCAGUCCCGGGGCAGGACGAGCGGGGUGCAGCGGCAUGGAGCGCACUGGCGUCAGCAGUCGGGGUGCCUCUUUGGAUCUGCUUUGCUGGGGCGGCACAGCCAUUGAGACGCCCAAAGAAAAGCGAAGCGACACCUCGUCAGACGCGGGCGCCACGUGCAGAAACCAAAACCGGGCAAAGCAAAAGAGGAAGAAAACCAUCUUUACGAAAGAGCAGAGCGAAUAUCUCAAACGAGCUUUCGAAAACGACCCGUAUCCGGAUUUUAAGAAGCGCACGCAGUUAUCCGAAUUGACGGGAAUCGCGGAGUCCAGGGUUCAGGUGUGGUUCCAGAACCGCCGAGCCCGUCACCUGCCCCGGAUGAGCCAGCGCAGCGCUCCUUACUACGUGCCACAGAAGCCACAGGUGUACGCUGAAGGCGCCUGGACUGCGUCUGCGCACAGCGGCGAGGUCAGCGUGGGCGGACAGAACUGCCUCUUAGCGGGACUUCCACUGGAGUACUGGCGCCAAAGAAGCUGAGCCCCUCAAAACAUCGUCUUCAAUUCUAACUUGUAAAUAGUUUGUGAAUAUUUAUAACUCUACGGUAGUGCAAUCACGAUGAAAAUGCCUUGUGGAGGAUUGCGACAUGUA
Molecule: messenger RNA, 762 nt
Organism: Polypterus senegalus (gray bichir)
Lineage: Eukaryota; Metazoa; Chordata; Cladistia; Polypteriformes; Polypteridae
Product: double homeobox protein 4C-like
Exons: 3
Coding region: 49-651 (200 amino acids)
Molecular function (GO): DNA binding
Source: RefSeq, a predicted model, not a curated record